Molecule: messenger RNA, 1256 nt
Organism: Diuraphis noxia (Russian wheat aphid)
Lineage: Eukaryota; Metazoa; Arthropoda; Insecta; Hemiptera; Aphididae
Gene: Sirt6
Product: sirtuin 6
Biological process (GO): negative regulation of transcription by RNA polymerase II
Cellular component (GO): nucleus
Molecular function (GO): histone H3K9 deacetylase activity, NAD-dependent; NAD+ binding; transcription corepressor activity
Source: RefSeq, a predicted model, not a curated record
UGCUUGCAAACAGUACCGCGGAAACGGUGGAAUUAACGAAAUUAAACAUUAUUGCAUUUUAUUAAUAUCAUAUAAUAUUAGAGAAUAUGCUCGUCGGCGUCGUCGACAAUCAUUAUUAAAGUGGUAACUAUCAGAAACGAGUCAAAUUCGCGCCACAAUCACGAAACGAACAUUCUUCACCAAGAGAAAUGUCUUGCAACUAUGCUGAUGGUUUAUCUCCAUAUGAAUAUAAAGGGGAAGUUGGUAUGAAUGAAGUUUUUGACUCUCCUGAAGUUUUAAUACAAAAGAUUUCACUUCUUGCCGAGUGGAUCAAAGAUUCUAAAUAUACAGUUUUUCAUACAGGUGCUGGCAUAAGUACAUCAGCGGGUAUACCAGAUUUUAGAGGACCUAAAGGAGUAUGGACUUUAGAAAAAGAAGGAAAGAAACCUGAAAUCAACUUAGAUUUCAAUGAUGCUAAACCAACAGUCACACAUAUGGCAAUCAAAAGCUUGGUAAAAAAAGGAUAUGCAAAAUAUGUUGUGAGUCAGAAUAUAGAUGGAUUGCAUUUAAAGUCAGGAUUACAUCGCCAACAUGUAUCUGAAGUCCAUGGAAAUAUGUUUACAAUGAAAUGUAACAAGUGCAGAAGGAGUUAUGUGAGUAAGACUGCUGUAAAAACAGUUGGACAGCGAUGUUUGGACAUAAAAUGUUUUGGAAAAAAUAAGAAUGGUUAUCAAUGCCGAGGUAUUUUAUAUGAUACAAUACUAGACUGGGAACAUCAAUUACCCAUUGAAGAGUUGGAGUUAUCGGAGUUACAUUCAAAAAUGGCAGAUUUAUGCAUUUGUCUUGGAACUUCAUUACAAAUUCAACCAAUCAAUCUGGUUCCAUUUAACGCAAAGAAAAACAAAGGAAAAGUCGUUAUUUGCAAUUUGCAAAAAACAAACUGCGAUCGUAAAGCAGAUUUAGUUAUUCAUACAUAUGUAGACAAUUUGAUGAAGUCUCUAAUGGAUAUCCUUGGAGUGGAUAUUGAUGAAUACGAUGAGAUUAAAGAUCCAACAAAUAUAAAUUAUGAAAUCACUGAUUGGACAAUUUAUGAAAUAGAUUUAAAGAAAGUACGAGAAAUUAAAAAAAACACUGCCAAAUCUAAAAAAAGAAAAAAAUCUAAAGCCAAAUUUUCUAAUCCGGAAUUAGAAACAGAAUUGCCUUGUAAUAAUCAAGUUCUUAARCCAUCCAAAAUUUCUAAACUCAAUAAUAUUGAUAAUAUUAUAAAAUAAUAACAA